This is a messenger RNA of Capronia coronata CBS 617.96, 1299 nucleotides long. Its product is annotated as isovaleryl-CoA dehydrogenase. Gene Ontology annotation, molecular function: flavin adenine dinucleotide binding; 3-methylbutanoyl-CoA dehydrogenase activity. The coding region runs from base 1 to 1299 and encodes 432 amino acids. The record is from RefSeq and is a predicted model, not a curated record. Lineage: Eukaryota; Fungi; Ascomycota; Eurotiomycetes; Chaetothyriales; Herpotrichiellaceae. The transcript has a single exon. Gene Ontology annotation, biological process: L-leucine catabolic process.
AUGGCAGCGUCGAUAGUCCCACGCCUUGUCCGACCUGGCAUACGUCUCGCUAGAAACACUCCUCUCCUCCCCUCCUCUGAUUUCUUGAAGACAACCACCCGGGCAGCUUCCACAUCCAAGCACCCCAGUGGCUUCACACCUCCCACUACAGAAGACCUAUACGAACUUCGCGAAAGAGUACAGGAGUUCACAAGAAGAGAGAUCCCCGAAGAGGUUGCCGCAAAGACUGACCAGUGGAAUGAGUUCCCCAAUGAGAUGUGGAAGAAAAUGGGGGAGGCAGGGUUCCUCGGCCCGACUGCCGAUGAAGAGUACGGCGGGUUGGCCAUGGGAUACCAAGCACACUGUGUCAUCAACGAGGAGAUCAGCCGGGCUUCUGGUUCUAUUGGUCUAUCCUAUGCGGCCCAUUCCCAGCUCUGCGUGAAUCAACUGAAUCUAAACGGGACCAAGGAGCAGAAAGAACGGUUCUUGCCCGGUCUCAUUUCCGGAGACAAAAUCGGCGCUCUGGCCAUGUCAGAACACUCGGCAGGGAGUGAUGUCGUGAGCAUGAAAACAACGGCAAAGGCCGCCGAUGGGGGCUAUCGACUGAACGGUACAAAGAUGUGGAUCACCAAUGGCCCGGACGCCGACUACAUUGUAGUAUAUGCAAAGACCGAGCCCGAAAAGCAGAGCAAGGGCAUCACGGCUUUUAUCGUCGAAAGCACAUCCAAAGGAUUCUCUGUGGCCAGGAAACUCGAUAAAUUCGGCAUGCGAGGGUCCAAUACUGGUGAACUGGUCUUCGACGACGUCUUUGUUCCCAAGGAAAACAUCCUGGGAGAGGUUAACCGGGGCGUCAAGGUCCUGAUGGAAGGCCUAGACCUGGAGCGGCUGGUUCUCAGUGCCGGUCCGCUGGGCAUCAUGCAAGCCUGUCUUGACCUCGUGCUGCCGUACACCCACCAGCGGAAACAAUUCGGUCUGCCCAUCGCACACAACCAGCUGAUCCAAGGCAAAUUGGCCGACAUUUAUACCAAGCUGCAAGCGGCAAGGGCAUACACCUACGCAACUGCCAAGAAGGUCGACGAGGAAGGUCAGAUUCGAACACAAGACUGUGCUGGAGCGAUCCUAUAUGCGGCCGAGCGUGCCACUGAAUGCGGCCUUGACGCUAUUCAGCUGAUGGGUGGCAAUGGUUAUGUCAACGAAAUACCGGCUGGGAGGCUCUUGAGGGAUGCCAAGCUGUACGAGAUCGGAGCUGGGACGAGCGAGAUCAGGAGAAUGGUUAUAGGCAGAGUCUUCAACAAGGAAUAUGCAGAACAGGGUAUCUAG